Messenger RNA from Phasianus colchicus (ring-necked pheasant), 574 nucleotides. The record is from RefSeq and is a predicted model, not a curated record. Lineage: Eukaryota; Metazoa; Chordata; Aves; Galliformes; Phasianidae.
UCUUGUGCUUUCAUUUCCAAAGCUAAUUUUAAAAAUCUUUUUCUCUUUUCAGUGUCUACUGUAGGAUUUGGAUUUGUGCUGGACAUGGGGUUUUUUGAAACAAUAAAGUUGCUGCUUUGGGUCGUAUUCAUAGACUGCGUAGGUGUUGGUCUCCUGAUAGCAACACUGAUGUGGUUCAUUUCUAACAAGUACUUGGUAAAGCAGCAGAACAGAGACUAUGAUGUGGAGUGGGGAUAUGCCUUCGACGUUCAUCUGAAUGCUUUCUACCCACUUCUGGUCAUAUUGCAUUUUAUCCAGCUGUUUUUCAUCAACUAUGUCAUCAUACCUAAUUCAGUCAUUGGAUAUUUUGUUGGGAACACAUUAUGGCUGAUUGCAAUUGGCUAUUAUAUCUACGUGACAUUCCUUGGAUACAGUGCAUUGCCCUUUCUGAAGAACACAGCUAUCCUUCUGUAUCCGUUUGCACUUCUCAUUGUGCUCUAUUUGAUCUCAUUAGCAUGCGGAUGGAACUUCACCAAGAUGCUUUGUUCCUUUUAUAAGUACAGAGUGAAAUAAAAACAGGACUUUGUUUAUCUAC